AAGCGACAGAGCAAGUUACUCUGAUUUGAAAGGAUUUGAAGAGAAAAAUAAAAUGGCAGAGGUUUAAAGUUAAUAUUCAGGAUGAAUGAUGAUAAUUCAGAUAGGGCAGAAGAUAAAUUGUGUUAUGAAUUUAUCAGUGAUAAAAACCCAAAUACCUCUGAAUACAACGAACCACCACCAUGUACACAGUGCCCUUCAGCUAGUCACGGGGAUUGGAGCUCUGCCAAUGCAGAGGAUAUGGUGGUCGACUAUGAAAUGCAUCCUGCUGUGGACAGCACUGAAAGUGUCUUUUUAAGCCAUCAGUGUGCUGAAGCGCUUGCUUACCCAGAGCCUUCAAGUAAUUUCAUUGGUAAGCCUGAGUCUGCAAUGCAUAGCGACCCUACCUGCCAGUCGUCUGCACUAGGGAACACGGAGUCGCUCCCGUUGGACCUGUACAGUAACUUAGCUUCCCUGGAGGCACUCCAGGAUGAGAUGUUUGAGCCCUCUCUGCCCUGUGUGCACAAGUCGGAUGAUGACUUCCAUUGUGCAGACUCCCCCUCAGCUCUGGAGCUAAAUCAAACAUUUGACCUGAAAUCGGACCCAGUUAACUGCACCUGUAUAGUGCACCAUGCUAUUGAGCAGGGUCAGCCUUUACGUGCUCCUGGAGGUCUACAGCCAAUGAGUGUGAGAGAUGGAAAGACAUUGUUCGCCUGCUCCACUUGGACAUCCCCUCAUUCCUCUAAGAUCUAUGUGGCAGGGACUACUUAUAACAGUGAGGGCUUUGAAAAUCCUCAAACCACAUCAGCAGAGACCCUGAGCACAACCUACACAGUGUGUUCUGACGUGCUGAUGCAAACCGACAGUCCAGUCACUGGAAUUCAGUGUCAGUGUUCUGUAGGAAAUCUCACCAAAGAGUACACAGACAGCACAGAGCAAGAGCUUGUUGGCGAGAAAGAGAUACAAGCUGUGACACCAGUUUCUGAUGGCAUGGAGGUCCCCAAUGGCUCUGUAUCACAGGAGUUCUAUUGUGUAUCUGAGGAGGAACCAAACAGUGAAACACAUUUACCCGGCUCAUAUGGUCCACAGGAAACGGGCCAAAAUCUAGGAGAAACACUGUCCAACUGUCCAGUUGAUGAUGAAUGCCCAUCACUGGUGCCAGCUUUUGAUAAGAGUAAGAGUAAAACCAGAGUCCUGACCUCUGAGUGUAAAGUCACUGAGACGGAAGACCCACACGUUGCUUCUCAGGACAGCAACUCAGAAAUCCAAAGCACUACCGAAGAGCUGACCCCGAGAAGCAUGCCAGGGCAGAGGGUCUCAUCGUAUGAAAUGGCUUGGCAUGAAAACUGUCGAGCCACUAGCGGAGACAAUACAGCUUGCAUGUCAACACCGGUUCUGCAAGCCCCCAACGUAAGCUUUACGCUCUCGCCUGUUGAAGCGACAGAGAAGUGCAAUAAUGUGGAGACCGGUCCAAGAGAUGCUAAAAUCAGACCAAACUUGAAAGAAGCACCAACAAAUAUGUCAAAACCUAAUCUGGGAAAGUCAGCUACCAAAACAAAUACCACCAUAAGCAGUAAAGUGAGGAAAACAGAAAUUAUAAGUUAUCCAAGACCAAACUUCAAAAAUGUUAAAGCCAAAGUUAUAUCCAGGUCAGUGUUACAGCCCAAGGAUGCUUCCCUAACAAAGGGCACAGCCAACCCUCAGGCUCCUGGGGGCGUCUCCCCUUCAGCAGUGCCUUCUAAACAGUUGGCAGUGAUGAACAAAACACCGAGGUCUGACUUGAAAGCAGACAAAAAAGCAGAAAUCCUAAUUAGCAAGACACAUAAGCAACAGUUUAACAAACUCAUUACCAGCCAGGAUGUGCAUGUUUCAACUCAUUCUAAAACCGCUUCGCUCAGGGUUCCAAGAACAACAUCUGCCGCGAAAUCUAAUCAGGAGGACGUUGAGAAGACGGGCUCUCCUCGCGCAGCGAGUGAGCCUCCUGGGUCCGUAGCUGCCUUUUUCCAGAAGAUCAAAGGCAUUCUCCCGGUUAAGAUGAAAAGUUCAGAGUGUUUGGAAGUAACCUAUGUUUCCCACAUGGAUCAGAUUAGCCCUGAAAAGGGUGAAAAGGACAGUGGGGCUCCGGUGGAAAAGCAAGCCAUGAAUGAGACUUUUGAAUCCAAGUCUCUGUUUAUGGGUUCUGCACCCAAAACAUCUCCAGCCCCCGGAAGGAGCAGUUCCAAGCUAGACUCCUGCAGCCUGAGGAAAACACCAGGUCUGAAAGCCAAAGUGGGGCCUGCUGUUUCCUGCCUGAGGAGGAAGAGUGACAGCAGAGCCCUAGGCUCCGACAGGGCCCUGUCGCCUCAGAGGAUCAGGCGUGUGUCCAGCUCUGCUGGUAAUGCUGCCAUCAUCAAGUAUGAAGAGAAGCCUCCCAAACAAACAUUUCAGAAUGGGUCAGGAUCCUUAUAUCUGAAGCCUUUGGUGCCCAGGGCUCACGCACACUUGCUCAAAACUUCUCCAAAAGGUCCUUCAAGAAAGAGUCUAUUUUCAGCUUUUAAUUCAGGUCGAUACAUAGAGCAAUGCCAUGGAAGAGCCCAGAAAGGAACCCAUGGGCACACAGUCCAUUGCCCAAACCACCGAGUAGAAGAACCAUCAUCUCUUCAACAGACAGUGAAGUUGAACCUUCAUCUUACCUCACAAACAGAAAACAACUCAAAUUACAUUGAAAAGGGCAGGCAGAAGAAUCCCAGAAGCCUGUGCAUCCAGACCCAGACAGCUCCAGAUGUGCUGUCCUCCGAAAGAACCCUUGAGUUGGCUCAAUACAAAACAAGAUGUGAAAACCAAAGUGGGUUCAUCCUGCACCUCAAGCAGCUUCUUUCCUGUGGCAAUACCAGGUUUGAAGCACUCACGGUUGUGAUCCAGCAUCUCCUGUCUGAGCGGGAGGAAGCAUUGAAGCAACACAAAACCCUCUCUCAAGAGCUUGUCAACCUCCGGGGAGAGCUAGUUGCUGCUUCGAGCACCUGUGAGAAGCUAGAAAAGGCUAGGAAUGACUUACAAACAGCGUAUGAAGGAUUUGUCCAGAAACUAAACCAGCAACAUCAGACAGACCGGACGGAGCUGGAGAACCGGCUGAAGGAAUUCUACACUGCGGAGUGUGAGAAGCUUCAGAACAUUUACAUCGAGGAGGCAGAAAAGUAUAAAACUCAACUGCAAGAGCAGUUUGACAACCUAAAUGCGGCCCAUGAAACCACUAAGCUGGAGAUCGAAGCUAGCCACUCAGAGAAAGUAGAAUUGCUGAAGAAGACCUAUGAAACCUCCCUUUCAGAAAUCAAGAAAAGCCAUGAAAUGGAAAAGAAGUCACUGGAGAACCUCCUUAAUGAAAAGCAAGAAUCGCUAGAGAAACAAAUCAACGAUCUGAAGAGUGAAAACGAUGCUCUAAAUGAAAAGUUGAGAUCCGAGGAACAAAAGCGAAUCUCAAGAGAGAAGGCGAAUUCGAAAAACCCUCAGGUCAUGUAUCUGGAGCAAGAGCUAGAAAGCCUGAAAGCGGUGUUGGAGAUCAAGAACGAGAAGCUGCAUCAGCAGGACAUGAAGCUGAUGAAGAUGGAAAAGCUGGUGGACAACAACACGGCAUUGGUUGACAAGCUGAAGCGAUUCCAGCAGGAAAACGAGGAAUUAAAAGCUCGAAUGGACAAACACAUGGCGAUUUCAAGGCAACUUUCCACUGAGCAGGCAGCCCUACAGGAGUCCCUGGAAAAGGAGUCAAAGGUCAACAAGAGACUGUCCAUGGAGAACGAGGAGCUGCUGUGGAAGUUGCACAACGGGGACCUGUGCAGCCCCAAGAGAUCCCCGACGUCUUCAGCCAUCCCUUUCCAGUCCCCCAGGAACUCUGGUUCCUUCUCCAGCCCCAGCAUCUCACCCAGAUGACGCUUUCCGAACACGGGAGAUAGAGACUCUCUGAAGGCUCCUCCGUGCGGCUCUGCGGGACUGACCCUCCCGUGGGAAGGAGAGCUGUGUUAGCUCCCUGGAAUUUCCACAGGGUAACUGGAGAGCAGCCACCACUGAACUGCAUCAGCCAUUUACGAGACGGAAGCUCCGGAGGAAGACUUUUACCUUGGUCCAAAAGCCUCCUCCAAAUACAGAUUUUUGGAAUUGAUGUGGACGUAGUUGCACAAAGCACUUACGGAGCGAGGGGAUCUUGUUCUUUGCCUUCCUUCACCUAAGCAUAGGGGGAAACUCUCAGGGGCCUAUUACGAUAAAGACUUAGAACCUUUAUAA
Molecule: messenger RNA, 4230 nt
Organism: Acomys russatus (golden spiny mouse)
Lineage: Eukaryota; Metazoa; Chordata; Mammalia; Rodentia; Muridae
Gene: Mtus1
Product: microtubule associated scaffold protein 1
Exons: 14
Coding region: 82-3879 (1265 amino acids)
Cellular component (GO): nucleus; cytoplasm
Molecular function (GO): microtubule binding
Source: RefSeq, a predicted model, not a curated record